AUGGUCAUCGCUGACUACUGGAAUCAUCGUAUCAUCCAAUGUAAGAUGGGUGAUAUGAAUGGACAAGUAGUAGCUGGUGGCACUGGUCAAGGAAAUCGAUUGAAUCAGUUGAGUUUUCCAAGCAAUGUGUUGAUCGACAAAGAGACUGAUAGUCUCCUUAUCUGUGAUCAAGGGAAUCAACGAGUCCUUCGAUGGUCUCGUCGUAGUGGCACAAUUCAAGGAGAAAUCCUCUUCGACAACAUGGACUGUUAUGGAUUGGCCAUGUAUGAUCAGAGAUAUCUUUACAUCUCUGACACCCACAAAGAUGAAGUACGACGGUAUCAAAUAGGAGACAAGAAAGGAAUUCUCGUGGCUGGUGGCAAUGGCAAAGGUGAUGGUCUCAAUCAACUGAACGAACCAACAUAUAUCUUUGUCGAUCAACAACAGACUGUCUACGUGUCAGACAAAAGAAAUCAUCGUGUGAUGAAAUGGAAUCAAGGUGCAAAAGACGGAAUUGUUGUUGCAGGAGGCCAAGACAAAGGAAAUGCUCUGACACAAUUGUCGUAUCCUAAUGGACUGUUCAUUGAUACGUUGGGUACCCUCUAUGUGGCAGACUCUGGGAAUCAUCGAGUGAUGUAUUGGCUUAAAGGAGCAAAACAGGGCACUGUCAUUGUGGGUGAAAAUGGUAAAGGAGAACGAACUAAUCACUUGAACGCUCCCGAUGGUCUGUCCUUCGAUCGACAUGGCAAUCUCUACAUUGCCGAUUAUUGGAACCAUCGUGUUCAACGUUUUUCUAUCAAAUAA
Molecule: messenger RNA, 783 nt
Organism: Rotaria sp. Silwood2
Lineage: Eukaryota; Metazoa; Rotifera; Eurotatoria; Philodinida; Philodinidae
Source: the annotation of a GenBank genome assembly